AACAUGGCAGACGGAGUGGAUCUUACGCGGUAACUACAGCAACAUUUCAACUGGAACAGACAAAUUCAACACUACUCUGCAACAAGACAUCCACAAUGAGGGAGAGGCAGAAGAAAAAGAAGGGCAGGACGUGGGCGGAAGCCGCUAAAACGGUUUUGGAGAAAUAUCCUAAUACACCUAUGAGCCAUAAAGAGAUCUUGCAGGUGAUCCAGAGAGAAAGGCUUAAGGAAAUAAGUGGAACUUCGCCGCUGGCAUGUCUGAACGCAAUGCUGCACACAAACUCCCGUGGUGAGGAGGGGAUCUUCUACAAAGUUCCAGGCAGAAUGGGGGUCUACACAUUAAAGAAGGACAUCUCAGAUGUGGCGAAGGAGCUGUCUGAGGAGGACUCGGAGGAGAGCAGCGACAAUCUUUCUGACUCCCAGAGCACAGAAAACAACAGCAGCGCCAUCGGAGGAGAGGGCAGGAGAGGAAGGUGGAUGCGAAGAGUUCCCUCCAUGCUACAGUCACAGCCGUCGUCUCCGCAGCCUCGAUGCUCGUCACCUUCUGUCCCCACCAGUAAACUCAUCUCUCCCUCGCAGAAACACAGCAAGAAAGCUUUGAAACAGGCCUUGAAGCAGCAGCAACAGAGAAACCAGCGCAGACAGGGGGGAAUGCCAACCACCUCCAGUCCUAGACUGCUUCUGAAAACCAUCAAAGACAUGGCUGACAACAUUACUACAAAGACUGACUUAUGUCACCCAGCCGUCCCUAGGAAGGUUUCUCAGAGGUCAGGCCGCCUUAGUGCAGGGCAGCUGAAACGGACCAAGUGUAAAAUAGAUGUGGAAACACCAGACUCCAUUUUGGUUAACACCAACUUGAGGGCGAUCAUCAACAAGCACACCUUUUCUGUCCUGCCCCCAGAGUGCCAACAGAGGCUGCUCAAACUUCUGCCUGAAGUUGACCGGCAGGCUUGCAUGGACGGCCUUCUGAAGGUCACUAGUUCUGCCUUGAACAAUGAGUUCUUCACAUCAGCAGCUCAGUCGUGGAAGGAGAGACUGGCCGAGGGGGAAUUCACUCCUGAGUUGCAGCUACGAAUGCGUCAAGAAAUUGAGAAGGAAAAGAGAGUUGAGCUCUGGAAGGAGGCCUUCUUUGAAAACUAUUAUGGUGAAAAUUCUGGGCUCAGCUUUGAGGACUCCAAAGAGCUGACAAAGGCUGAUGUGAAUCAGGAGUCUGCCAGGCCCCAGUCCCCCCCUCAUCACACAGGACCUGCCGCUCAAGCAACAGUGGAUCCCAAGGGCACCAAGGACGGCAGCCAAACUGAUGCUGUUGCUACUGCUGUGAAAGACACGAAGCCAACAAAGGAGCCUGUGAAGUCACAGCCUGCUCAGAGAGAGCCAGUCUUCACCACAGAGCCCAUGAAGACACGGCGCGCACAGUACGCUGAGGAUCGCAAGUUGAACGCAGCAGCACAGUCCGGGCCAACACCAGCAGUAAAAACACCAGAGGUUGAGAGGCAGACUGAACGGGCCGCUGUAGGUACACUGCCUGAAAAGGAGCAUAAAGAGGAAGUGAAGGAUGAGAAAGCUGAACUUCCCCAGUCGCCUGUGAAGAAGAGCCAUCUACUAAAGGCUAGUUCAGAGUUAAAAGAGGAUCAGCCAGUGUCUGUGCUUAAGCCUGCUGAGGAGAGCAAAGAGGUCAUCCCUGAGCCCAGUGGCCCCUCAGAGCCGCUGAAAAGGAAAUCUCUCAGUGAGAUUGGGGAUGAAUUGACACCAGAGAAAAGAUCUCGUAUGUCCUCAGUUUCCUCAGUGUCCUCAGUCUCCUCUGUAUCUCCUCCAGCGUCAUCCAUAUCCAGCCCUGGUACCCCGACAUCAACAACAAAUCAGAGGGUUCCACCACUCAAGAUCUCAGUGUCACGAAUUCUUCCCGUUCCUUUGUCGCCUAGCCAAGUCUCUCCCAGGACUCCCCUCCCGGCUCCACUUAGCAGCCCAGGUCGUACUGGUGCUCGCACUUUGGCUGACAUCAAAGCCAAAGCUCAGCUGGCCCGAGCGCAGCGAGCAGCAGCUGCUGCAGUAUCAUCAGCAUCGAAAGGAGCAGUACCAGGCCCCGGGCCGGGGGGAGGCAGUGGUGAGCAGACACAUCCAUCACCCAGCCCGAGCCCGACGUCCCCACCGGCAUCAACCAGGUUACCAUCCUCCAGCAGCAGCAGCCAGACCAGUACACCACCUUCUCGCCCACUGGACUUUUUUGGCAAGCUAAGCCCAAACCCGUCUCAAAUGUCUUACUCAAGCAAAACUGAGGAAAAACACAAAAGUCAUUCUGCUGAUACUGUCAGUGCAGGACCUGAUAGCAAUCAAAUGCAACUCACUCCGUCAACUGUGCAUGCCCUCAAGGGACAGGAAAACCCAUCACCUGCUGGGUCAACCACCAAAACCAGUUCCUGUAUCCCCGCAAAUAACCCACUGGUCACUCAGCUUCUGCAGGGCAAAGAGGUUCCAUUAGAGCAAAUCCUCCCAAAGCCGCUAGCCAAGAUGGAAGUGAAGAUGUCCAACUUGCCCUCUGGUAGUAAGGGGAAGACAGCACAGUCUGCUGAGCACAGGGGUGAUAAGCAGAUGUCCCACCUGUUCAAUACAGCAGGAAGAGUAGGAGUGCUGUCGGAGUACACAAGACACCACAGGGAACUUCCUGAUAAGGAGACUCAGGAGCAGAUCCUGCAGGCUCUAAUGCAGCGGAAAGGCCAGCAGAGCCAGCUUUAUGGUGGUAUGGGGCCUCAGCACUCUCAGUAUAAAGUUCAUCAGCUGGUGCAUGCAGAAGAGCGUCAGGACCAAUCCAGGAUUUCGGUAGGAUUUCUGGGGCGCAAGAGGAUGCCCAGGCCUGCCAUGACGGGACAUUACCUGCUCAAUGUGUCCACUUACGGCCGAGGACCAGAGAGCCGGAGACUGCACCAGUCUGCCAUCGCAAACACGUCUGUGUCCGGUUUGAAAAGGGAAAGCACAGAAGGAGAGGAGGCGGCUAAGGAAGAAGGACCAGCCAGGAAAUGUUUCGUUCCUGCUUCUGGGGUGAAAACAGAGCAGCAUGGAGACUCAAUAACCAAGUAUGACGAAGCAGCGAGCAUUCAGCAGUGCUCUAUUGUAAAGACUGAGCCUGGAUCAGAGGACAGUGAAGCCGGUGCCAGUGCGACAGCCAAAGACACCAGCCCUUUUUCUCAGUCACACCGAAGGCACCUCGAACUCUGCAAUAGUAACCAAGGAAACUCUGAGCCAUAUCUUACCCACGUGGACCCCAGUCACCAGCGGCAGUCUGCCUUUCAAACCCAGAGAACGCUCGAUAAUCAGGAAGUUGUGGCAGCAUCAUGCUACGGUGGCACUAUCAGCAUGUCUGUACCUCACACUUUGAACCACAGCGCUGCAGGCAUCGGCUCCUCCGCGGCCUCAUCAGAGGUCGACAACGGCGGCCACAGGAGCGUCAUGUCUUUCUCAGUGACUGUCACCACCAUACCCGCCGGUCACUCGUUAGACCACGGCAACCAGGGCGAGCCCUCACCUGAGCAGUCGUUCAUCGAGGGCCCGAGCAUGGAGGACGUCCAGUCUAAAUGCUACUGUAGACUGAAGGCGAUGAUCAUGUGCAAAGGCUGUGGAGCCUUUUGCCACGAUGACUGCAUCGGCCCCUCGAAACUGUGUGUUUCAUGUUUAGUUGUACGAUGAUAAGAUUAAUAAUAAUUAGAAGAUUUCGUGGUCGGCUUGUAUUGCAAGACACAAAGCAGGAGCAGGUCGUUACAGAAUCGCUGCCGGGGUGAAGCGCCUGAGCCACACUCCAGACAAAACAACCAGCAUGUGGUCGCUGUUGGAAAAGCAAGGAUUUACACUGGAUGGUCUUUUGUUUCACCAACAUCUAUGAAAAGUUGUUUUGUGCAAUUUUUUUUUUUUUGGUAGAAAUGUCAAUCCUUUUUGAAUCAAAUCAGUAGUCUGUCAGAUGUGUGACAAACAUAAAAUCUGGCAAUGUUUGCACUCGGCUAGGAUUAGUGUGAUAUAUUUUUUUAAAUAUAUAUAUAUAUAUAUAUAUAAAUAUAUAUGUGUAGUUUUUAAAAAAGGAGGGAAAUUGAAUGUUGCUAUUUUUGUAGAACAUAAUGACUGUUGUUGUGUUUAAGACUGACACUUUUUAUUAUUGGGCCUAAUCAGUUAUGGUUUAAAGGCAAAAAAAAGGGCGUUAAUGAUAAUCAUUGGUUGUAGAGUACCUCCUGGCAUUUAUGCACGCAUGGCAGGGAAGUGCAACUCACAGUAACUUUUAUAUAAAAACUGUACAUUUAUUACUGAACACACUCAGAUUUAAGAACUAGAAAAACAUGUUUAGUUUUAGAAAGAAUAGAAAUGGAAUUUUGAAUGAUGCGAAUUAAUCAACUCGUGACGAUUGCACAUCACACCAUUUUUUGACUAACAGUUACAAGGCGAAGCACUUGAAAACCACCUGGAUAUAUGGUAGUAACUGUGUACAGCACUUACAUUCAAAUAUAGGGAAAAAGAAGAAUCAUUUAUAUAUUAAAAAAAAUGCCUAUAUGUUCCUUUUGACAAAUUGAGACCUUUUCCAUUCCAGGUCAAGGUUUAGAGUCACUUUCUACUGUGUGAACCUUCAUUUUCUCCCCGAAAAAAGCCAGUUUGUAGAUAUUGUCUCCUGUGAGGUGGGUUUGUAUGCUUGUAUGUCUGUAUAGAUAGAUCAGCAGUGGCAAACAGUAAAAAAACAAAAACACUUAAGGCAAGGGGAGAAAAUGAAGAUAAUAUUGUUUUUUUCAGAGUAAAUAUUUGCUCAUUUACGGUAUAUGCAUAGAUGUAGAAAUGUAUUUUAUUUUAUUUGCGCGGCACACAUUGCUUGAGCAUAUCUUGUUUAUUCAAAAAUGAUUUUUACUGAGGAAAGAGUGGAGAAGAACAGUACGUUAUGCUAAAACGCUAAAUGCUUUAUCAUAAAAUGAUUCAGCAUAGCAUGCUUCAGUUUUACAAAACGAUCUGGAGGUACAAUAUGACGCAGAUUAACAGGCGGGUGUAACAUUUCACUUUAAAUUGGCCAGAUUUCCUGAUAAUUGAGAGUUGCCCUCCAGUUUAAUGUGGUAUGAAGCAUUGUAAGCUCAACAUAAUACUGGAUCAUGUUUAUAUAAUGUACAAUAAUGUGUGUGUGUGUGUGUGUGUGAUGUAAAAGGAUGAACCAGCACAUUUGUGGUGUGAACACUGUGUUGUAACAACUUUGUAACUGCAUUACGAUGAUUUUAGCACAGUAUGAUUGCUUACUUUACCACAUAUUAGGGUGCAAAAAAGGCCAGUGUGAAGCGUUACCUCAGCAGGUUUUUCAGGUGUUCAUGCUGAUUGCAAAUUAAGACGCAUCUACUUUAUUUCGAACUCUCCUGGAGGUGCAAAGUAGGCCUGUUUGAUAGCAAUUAUUUCCAAGGUAAUAUGCCAAAGUCACCUUUAAACAAAACAAAAUAAUCAGAACUUGUUUUUAAUGUCUGACUAGUUAAUCAAAGUAAUAUAUUUUAAUUAAUAUAUUUUAAUAUAAAAUCUAUUUGCUAAUUGUUUUUGAAAAUCAACAGGGUAUUUACUAUAAUAAUAUAUUGGCUGUCUGUUUUUUCCAAUAAUUUUGUUUCAACUGGACAGACAACCAUACAGAGAAUAACUUCAUUUUUAUAACUCAAAUUGCCCAGGUAUCAAUAUUCUGUAUGGCCCAGUUUUCUUUUAAUGGAUCCGUUGGUCUGUAUUUUUCUGUAGAGAUGUUGUCUUAUGUGUGUACCCUUUUAGCUGUCUACAUUUGUGUCAUUACCCUAUAAAAACAAAAAGAUAUGUUUUUAAAACACCAUUUUUAGGUCAUUGGAUUAAUCAAAGUCCAUUUUUAAAUGUAUUUGUUAUUAAAUGGGGGGUUGUGUCUUGUGGAAAGUUGGGUUUUGAGAUCAUAGGGCUAGAAUCAGGAAGUUUCCACAUAUUUAGCAUAGUCAUUUCACUAAAACUGGUGUAUUUGAUUUAGUUACCACAAAAUUUAAUUUAGCCCCCAUACACAUUUAGGUCUUAUUUGGUUGAAUGUGAUGUUAGGAUGUAUUUACUCAUGUAGAGUUGGGGACUGGAUUGCACUGCAGAAAACAAACAAAAACAAUCAACCCAAAAGGCAGCUGAAAUCUUUUUUAAUAAGGACUGAAACAUGAGUCAGGCAGCAGUCCCCGCUGUCACUGAAGUUACCCGUUGUGUGUGUGUGUGUUUUCAGAAGAGCAGUUCAUAUAAAACUGGCUGGAAAGUGUCAUGGGCAAUCACCACCAUUAUAAAAAUGUCACGUUUAUCACUAGGUGAAUUUGUUUAAUAUGUCUGUGUCAUUUUGUCUCCAUUUAAACUCCGGGUGAAUGUAACAUAGUAAUCAGCACUUGUAAACAAAGUGUAUUUUAUCAGAAGUUAUAGACUAUUAUGAAUAAAUAAUGAAAAGAAAAA
This is a messenger RNA of Centropristis striata (black sea bass), 6431 nucleotides long. It is a transcript of the gene asxl2, whose product is annotated as ASXL transcriptional regulator 2. Bases 96 to 3680 code for a protein of 1194 amino acids. The record is from RefSeq and is a predicted model, not a curated record. Gene Ontology annotation, biological process: positive regulation of transcription by RNA polymerase II; animal organ morphogenesis. Gene Ontology annotation, molecular function: chromatin binding; DNA binding; peroxisome proliferator activated receptor binding. Lineage: Eukaryota; Metazoa; Chordata; Actinopteri; Perciformes; Serranidae. The transcript has 12 exons. Gene Ontology annotation, cellular component: PR-DUB complex.